Molecule: messenger RNA, 8341 nt
Organism: Loxodonta africana (African savanna elephant)
Lineage: Eukaryota; Metazoa; Chordata; Mammalia; Proboscidea; Elephantidae
Gene: PSTPIP2
Product: proline-serine-threonine phosphatase interacting protein 2
Exons: 13
Coding region: 151-1089 (312 amino acids)
Biological process (GO): actin filament polymerization
Cellular component (GO): actin filament; cytoplasm; plasma membrane
Molecular function (GO): actin filament binding
Source: RefSeq, a predicted model, not a curated record
GGGAGUGGUUUAGGACCCGGGGCGGGCCUCCCUGCUGUCAGUGGAACUCAGAAGUUGUGGCUGCGAGCUUGCAGGCGGCGACAGUCAGGACUCCUGGGAGGUCCCGCCCGUUACACCGACUCUCACCGCCCCGACCGCCCCGCGCCAGCCAUGAAGGGCUCACUGUUCAAGGAGAACUUUUGGAGUUCGGACAUCCUCAGCACCAUCGGCUAUGAAACCAUGGUCCAGCAUCUGAACAAUGGCCGCAAGAGCUGCAAAGAGUUUGAAGAUUUUUUAAAAGAAAGGGCAGCAAUUGAAGAGAAAUAUGGCAAAGACCUGCUCAACCUCUCUAGGAAGAAGCCAUUUGGACAGUCUGAGAUCAACACUCUGAAGCGGGCUCUUGAAGUCUUCAAGCAGCAGGUAGACAAUGUGGCGCAGUGUCACAUUCAGCUUGCACAGACUCUAAGAGAAGAGGCCAGGAAAAUGGAAGAAUUCAGGGAAAAGCAAAAGCUACAACAGAAAAAGACAGAGCUUAUAAUGGAUGCUGUCCAUAAACAAAGGAACUUACAAUUCAAGAAAACCAUGGAUGCAAAGAAGAACUAUGAACAGAAAUGCCAGGACAAGGAUGAAGCAGAACAGGCUGUCCACAGGAGUGCCAACCUUGUGAACCCAAAGCAACAAGAAAAGCUUUUUGUGAAACUGGCAACAUCGAAGACUGCAGCAGAGGAUUCUGAUAAAGCCUACAUGCUGCACGUCAACACGCUGGAGAAGAUCCGAGAAGAGUGGCAGAAGGAGCACAUCAAGGCCUGUGAGGUGUUUGAGGCUCAAGAAUGUGAACGAAUAAACUUCUUCCGGAAUGCAUUGUGGUUACACAUGAAUCAGCUGUCACAACAGUGUGUCACAAGCGAUGAGAUGUAUGAAGGAAUCCGUAAGAGUUUAGAAAUGUGCAGCAUUGAGAAAGACAUUGAGUACUUUGUGAACCAACGGAAAACUGGGCAGAGUCCACCAGCACCAGUUAUAUAUGAGAACUUCUACUGCCCCAAGAAGAGUGCAGCCCCACCAGGAAAGCCUGGACCUAACUUGGCAAGAAAACAAAGCUUUUUCACCUAGUGCUUCUACGGCGUGGAAGGAAGCACCGAGAGUAGCAGAAUCUACAGCCGAAGUGUGACAGUCAUGAAGACAUUGAAGUGAAUCUUUGUGGUAGUUUUUUGAUAUUUGAAAUUUAUGGUAGACAUUUAGUUCAACUUAAGCUAAUAGGAGUCUGCAGUUUUCUGAAGAAGUUUACAAAUUAUCCAGACUGAAGAAUUAUCUUCCCAGUCAGCUACUAAAGUUGUGAAUGAAUUGUAUUUUCUACUUGGGAAGCAGGAGAAGUUUUUGGAUUUGGAGCAGAGAAAUGCAAGUCAUCAGCCUGCAGAAGAACCUUCUCUAGAUUUGGAGGGGAGCGGGGUCAUGGCUUGGAAUUUCCACAGAAACACACACACUCAGUGGCACGAGUUUUUUAAUUGCUUUCCUUUUUGGAUGGAAGACUUAGAGGCCAUCUGAUCACACUUUAUCAUUUUACAGAUGAGGAAAUGAGGCCCAGAAGUGUUAAACCAAUUUCCUUAUAGUUCUCCCAGCUGGUUAGGGGCAGAACCAGAACUAGGGCCCAGGUAUGUCAUCCCAUAUCCUGUUUUUCUAACCCUGCUUGAGGCUGUGAUGCUCAUGCUGAAAUUUAAGACACCAAAUAUUUUUGCCAGCAUUUUUUCAGUUGGGAAAAUCACCAGGGUUUAAAUGUCAGACUUAUUUUUAUGUGGAUCACUGUGUAUACUGAACUUAAUUUAAGAAACCAUUGAUUGUAAAACACACCAUUAGUUUAUGUACCACUAAGAAGGUGAGGUGGGGGAGUUGCCAAUUAACCUGCGACAAGUCACUGAUGGCCAAGACCUUAAGAAUUUAAAGUGUGAAAAAAUACACAUCUUAGAAUCAAUGAAAUAUGGUGUUUUGUCUUGAGAAUUUUCUAGAAAAUUCUAUAAAGCCAAUCUUCAAUCCUGGGUCUUCACAGAAAACCUUUCCUUUGCUAGACUCUGGAAUCCUUAAAGUGUCAAUCUUUCCUUUUCACAAAUACUUAAGCCUUUUUUUUGUCAUCCACAAACAGCAGCGAGGUUACCUAUUGCUGUGGACAGAGUAGGACUGCUCCAUAGAGUUUCCAAGGAGUGGCUGGUGGAUUUGAAUUGCCAAUCUUUGGAUCAGCAUCUGAGCUCUUAACCACUGUGCCACCAGGGCUCUACAGGGAGGUUAGGUACCUUUUUUACAACAUUUGCACACUGUGAGAAUGGUAUGUUUUAGUUAAUGUAAGUUAAAACAGCCAGUGCUGUUUUAACUUACCAUUAACUUCCAGCACUGGUAUGCUGGAAAGUCCUGUUACCACAAAGAGCAAAAAAAAUUUUUUUCUCUCCUGCUCUAUGCAGUUGCUUUCCCAGAAUAUGAACACACUGACUGAGGGAAGAUUGAUUCUCACUCCCCUCCCCUUUAAUGUAAGACGCUCCUGAAUGUGGUAGCUUCUUGUCAGGCAGGAAACUUGCAUCAUUUAGAUAUCCUUUUGAGAAACUAACAUGUGCAAAGCGUCACUGACUUCCCCAAACUAAACAGGCUCAGGACAUUUCCCUUCAAACUCAGAACAUUCUAUGUUUAAGAGUUUUAUUUACCGUUGGCAAUUCCUCAGGGAUUUCACUUUUCUCUUUAUUGACCAGUGUAAUUGAUGUGAACAUAUUUUGUGAAUUGAAAACAGUAUAUUUUAUUGCUCUUUCGGUUUGAUAUGAAAUAAAAGUUUUUGGUGAUUUGGAAUUUAUUUUUCAUUUUUAUGUUAACCUGAUCUCUCUUCUGAGCUUUAUUUCAUCCCUUGUCACACUUGCUGUUUUUAAACUACAGAAAGACAUACUGCUGGUCAAGGAGACCAAGUGGAGGCUGGUGCCGUAUUAUCUUCUCUACCUUAAUCCCGAUGUCACUUCCUCAGGGAGGCCCCAUCCCAGCCUCCAGACUAGGCUGGAUCCCACUACUUUUCCUUCUCCUUUAUUUUCCUUGUUAUUACAUGAUUUAUUCUUUUUUUUUAAAAAAAAUUAAUUGUAGUAAAUAUAUAUGUAACAAAUCAUUCGCCUUUUCAACAUUCUUCACAUGUACAAUUCAGUGAUAUGAGUUAUGUUUGUCAUGUCUUUCAACCAUUACUGUGCUCCAUUUUCAAAUUUUCCCAUGACCCUUAACAGAUGCUAAGUGUCCCUCAAGUAGUGAGUUCUCCUUUUCCCCUCCCUCCCACCCACUCCUGGUAACACUAAUAAACUCUGGGCUCUAUACCCUUGCCUAUUCUAGAUUUCAUGUAAGUGGACUCAUACAGUAUUUGUCCCUUUGUGACUGACUUCACUCAGCCAACAUGACUCACUCUUGAAAUUAAUUGUUCCAUGUCUAUCCUCCCUCCUAGACUUUAAUUUCCUUGAGAGAAGGCUCCUGUCUAUCCUUUCUACUGAUAUAUUCCCAGCACUUUGCAGGUGGUAGUAAAUAUGAGUUCACUGAAAGAAUUAGUGGCCUAUAAGAAAAGGUAGCAGAGAAACAACUACUUGAGGAAGACCUAAAGGAGAGUAAAGGGGGUGAAGCCAGUCAAACAGGUAUGUUACAUCUAGUAAAUAUGAGCUAUUCUGUAGGUGGUUGUUAUCUUAAUUUGGCUUCCCCCAGAAGCAGACUCUGAGACAACGAUUUAGGGCAAGUAGUUUAUCUGGAGGGCAAUUCCAGGAAGCAUCAGUACAGAAAUGGGGAAACGAGACAGGAAAGGGGAGGAAACCCCAAAAGCAUGCAUUAUCAAGCAAGUUCCCUCUGUGGGAAAGUGGAAUUUAAUCCUCUUGGGGAACCCUGGGAAACGAUGUAGAACUCACACCUUAGAUAUCUCAACUGAGGGGUGAGGGAAUUGGGAUAUUUAUUCACCAACUUCCAUCCGUCACUGGUUGAGGCAGUCCUGACCUGCCAUGAAUGCUGACAGAGUAGGCUCAGGUAGUCUGCAGGAACUCCUGGGUAGGGACACAGUUUCUGGUGUUGAGAGCUGAGAUGGGGUUUAUGGAAAUGGUAGGCACUGAGGGAAUAUGGAUGGGCCGUUGAUAGUGUCUGCCCCCUGCUCUGCUCAGAUCCACUUGUGUCCCACAUUACUUUUACUCCACCUUGUCACUACUUCUCCAAGUCACAAUUUCCAAAACAAACACACAUAAACAGGAAGUUUAGUGAGACAAGCUCCAGUCCCUGUUGCUGAAGUUGGUCCUGAGCCCAUGACUGAUACUGACCUGCUGUCCUCUACCACCCAUUCUAGGUUCCUCUCACGCUUGGUUAGGUCUGCUGGUCUAGGUUGCUUGAAAGGUGGGGUACUUCAUCCCUGAGGGGUCUUAGUCCCUGGUUAUUAGGCUCUUGUCCAAUCCUGUUUGCUAAAAUUGCCAGUUUAUGUUUAUCACCAAGCAUGGGAACACAAAGUGGCACCCCAGUGGACCCCCUGAGUUCCAGAUAUAUUUCCCCUUGUCCCCAGUCCUGCCCCUGUUUCCUCAUGAUAAUCACCUCUGUUUGCCAGUACAGUAACUCCUUUCUUUGCUAGCUGGUUUACUAACAUGAGGAGCCCCAAUGACCAGGCAUCAGCUGUAGUUUUAGGUUGAGUGAAACUCUUAUGUCCCCUAGUAGACAUAUUCCCCACCAACCCCCAGGAGCAAUGAACUCUAGCCUAUCAGAGCCUAAAGUUGAAGGGAUGUUGUUGUUGUUAGGAGCCGUCAAGUUGGUUCCUGCAUAUAACAGAAUGAAACACUGCCAGGGCCUGCUUCAUCUUCACAAUCAUUGCUAUGCUUGAGCCCAUUGUUGCAGCCACUGGGUCAAUCCAUCUCAUUGAGGGUCUUCCUCUUUUUCAUUUACCCUCUACUUUACCAAGCAUGAUUUGGAAACCCUGGUGGUGUAGUGGUUAAGUGCUACAACUGCUAACCAAAAGGCCGGCAGUUCGAAUCCGCCAGGUGCUUCUUGGAAACUCUAUGGGGCAGUUCUACUCUGUCUAUAGGGUUGCCAUGAGUCGGAAUCGACUCAACGGCGGUGGGUUUUUGGCAGUGGUUACCAAGCAUGAUGUUGUUCUCCAGGGACUGAUCUCUCCUGAUAACAUGUGAGAUGUAGUCUCAUCAUCCUUGCUUCUAAGGAGCAUUCUGGUUGUACUUUUUGCAAGUUGAAGGGAUGGGAAACACAAAUUCUCCCAGUGGGCUACAGAGUUACAGAAGCCAUUCUUACCUCUGGGCUCCUAGACUUGUGUUUUCUACCUAUUAGAGACUGCUGUGGAUUGAAUUGUGUCCACUUAAAAUAUGUGCUGGAACCCUAACCCUUAUAUCUGUGGAUGUAAUCUAAUCUAAUCAUCUUCUAUGACGCCAUCUAAUCUAACGUAAUGAAUCAGCCAGUUGAGAUCAUACCAGUGUAGUUGUUAUAUGACGUCAAGUUGAUUCAGACUCAUAGAGACCCUACAGGACAGAGUAGAACUACCCCAUAGGGUUUCCAAGGAGCGGCUGGUGGAUUCAAACUGCUCAUCCUUUGGUUAGCAGCCUGAGCUCUUAACCACUUUGCCGCCAGUGCUCUUUCCCAGCGUAGAGUGGGUAGAAAUUUUUGGUACUUAGUUGCACUAUCAGCUAAUUAUCUCAAGAAAGCUGCAAUAAUUUAGAAAUAACAAGAUUCCUUUUGUAAUCUUACCAAAUGCAUUUAGUAACCAAGAAUGAUGAAAUAAUGCCCAUACAGAGGGAUGUACAGGAAGUACAGUAAUUAUUUGUAGAAUGAAUGACUUCUUGGAAAUUAUCUGUUGAAAGGAGGUUUCACUAAUGGGAAUUGCCACUAGAUGGCAACAGAGACUCAUGGAAUCUAAUUUUGUAAGGGGUUUUUUUAAGAAAGGUCUACUCAGGGUUCAUUCAAGAGUUCUGCAGUUUUUAUGGAAGGAACCUCCGUUGUGACAAGCCCUGUGCCAGAUAUUUGCUGACUUAUGAAUCAUCAAACCAAAAACCAAACCUGUUGCUGUUGAGUUGUUUCAGACUCUUAGCGACCCUAGAGGACAGAAUAGACUGCCGCACGGGGUUUCCAAGGCCGUAAAUUUUUACGGAAGCAGAUUGCCACAUCUUUUUCCCACAGAUGGUUGGUGGGUUUGAACCGCUGACUGUUCUGUUUGUUGGCAGCCGAGUCUUAACCCCUGUGCCACCAAGGCACGUAUGAAUCACAGUGAUAUUACACUUUGGAAUGUCAUAAUAUACUGUAUGAAUUAUAGUCCUUUUGGAGUCCUGAUGAAGCAGUGGUUAAGAGCUUGGCUGCUAAUCAAGAAGUCAGCAGUUCGAAUCCACCAGCCACUCCUUGGAAACACUAUGGUGCAUUUCUACUCUGUCCUAUAAGGGUUGGUAUGAGUCAGAGUUGCUAUUUAUAAGGUUUUCACUGGUUAAUGCUUUUUAGUAGUAGACUUCCUGAAGACUAAGGUGCACCUGACCCAAGCCAUUGUAUUUUCAAUCACAUCACAUGCGUGUGAAAGCUGGACAAUGAAUAAGGAAGACCGAAGAAGAGUUGAUGCCUUUGAAUUGUGGUGUUGGUGAAGAACGUUGAAUAUACCAUGGACUGCUGAAAGAAUGAACAAAUCUGUCUUGGAAGAAGUACAACCAGAAUUCUCCUUAGAAGCAAGGAUGGCGAGAUUGCGUCUUACAUACUUUGGACACGUUGUUAGGAGGGAUCAGUCCCUGGAGAAGGAUAUCAUGGUUGGCAGAGUCCAGGGUCAGUGGAAAAGAGGAAGACCCUCAACAAGGUGGAUUGACACAGUGGCUGCAACAAUGAGCUCAAGCAUAACAACGAUUGUAAGGAUGGCGCAGGACCGGGCAGUGUUUUGUUCUGUUGUGCAUAGGGUCGCUAUGAGUCGGAAGCGACUCGACGGCACCUAACAAUGACAACAACGUGAGUCAGAGUUGACUGGACGGCAACGAGUUUGGUUUAUAGCCCUUUUACUAAAUGCCUGAUUCUUGAUGGGGAUUUUUCUCAUUAGAUUCAGAAUUAGUCUAAAUUCUGAAUGUUGCAGUGAAAGUUAAUACAGCCUAUUGAAGAGAAAUUUGGCAAAUAUUUAUCAAAAUUCAAAAUGAGAAUGCCUCUUUGACUAGCAAUUUCAUAUUGAGGCAUCAUCUAUCUUAUAGAAAUACACAUGCACAAAAAUAUACAUAUAAGAAUGGUUACUUGCAAACAUUGUCUUUAAUAGUGAAAAACUGAAAAUAAUGUAAUGUCCACCAGAAGUCUGUUUAAAUAAAGUUACAACAUUUUUAAUUAAUUAAAGGGACAAAAGGGGUACAGCAAUCUGCCCUACAAGGAAAGAUCUUCAAAAUACAUGAAUUACAAUGUCUCAUAGACGUUGAGUAUUUAGGAGUGUGAUAUUUGCACAUCUGUAGAAAAACGUCUGAAAGAAUACACACUCAACUGAUAACAAUGGUUAACUCUGGGGAGGGGAGUGUCUUAGUUACCUGGGGCUGCUAUAACAGAAAUACCACAAGUGGGUGGCUUUAGCAAACAGAAGUUUAUUCUCUCACAGUCUACUAGGGUAGAAAUCAAAUUCAGGGUGUCAGCUCCAGGGGAAGGCUUUCUCUCUGUGUUGGCUCUGGAAGAAGGUCCUUAUCAUCAAUCUUCCCCUGGAUUAGGAGCUUCUCCGCACAGGAACCCUGGGUCCAAAUGAUGCACUCUGUUCCUGGCACUACUUUCUUGGUGGUAGGAGAUUGCCAAAUCUCUGCUCACUUCCCUUUCCUUUUAUCUCUUGUAAGAUAAAAGACGGUACAGCCCUCACCCCAGGGAAACUCCAUUUACACUUGAUCAGGGAUGUGACCUGAGCAAGGGUGUCACAACCCACCCUAAUCCUCUUUAACAUAAUCUAACCUUGCCUCAUUAACCACAGGCUGAGAUUAGCAUUUAUAACACCCAGGAAAAUUUUAUCAAUCACAAAAUGGAGGACAACCAUAAAACACCGGGAAUCAUGGCCUACGUUGACACAUAUUUUUGGGGGACACAAUUCAAUCCAUGACAGGGAACAUUAACUUUUUAUCAUAUAUACUUCUAUAUUAUUUGUAGACAUUAGAAAUAUAAUUAAAAAAUUAUUAUAGAAAUUUUUGAAGGAAAGGAAAAAAUAAUCCUAACACCCAACAGGCAACACUGAACUACUAUGAAUAAUCUAGUGUCUUCUACAUGAAAAUUUUCUGAUAUUCAUUGUGGCCCCAGUAUAUAAGUAUAGAGUAUUGUAAACAUGGAGAGAGUAAAUCAGGCUUUCUAUCUUAAAAGUCCAUUUAUUUAUAUUGUACAACUGCCUUGGUUCCAAUUCCAGCUUUCCCAUUUA